Messenger RNA from Stomoxys calcitrans (stable fly), 1940 nucleotides. RefSeq lists its product as uncharacterized. NCBI's taxonomy places the organism in Eukaryota, Metazoa, Arthropoda, Insecta, Diptera, Muscidae. The coding region runs from base 1 to 1821 and encodes 606 amino acids. The record is from RefSeq and is a predicted model, not a curated record. The transcript is spliced from 9 exons.
AUGGCCAAUGUUAUGAACAAAAACAAAUCUAAAACAGCCAGCAGCCAAAUGAGUUGGUUACAUGCGCCAUUACUUAGCAAGGGUAUAAAAAUACACAAUGGCACAAAUAAGUCUUCAUACCCUUGGGUAAAUGGCAGCUGGGCAUUUGGGUUAAGACACACAUCACUACGCAAACGGUCAUUCUCGGGCCAGGGCAAUAACAACAGCAGCAGUAGCAGCAGCAGCACUAACAUCAACGCUUGUCCAGCACCACCACCACCUACACCCCAUUGUGUUUGCAAUACAGGCACAGCAACAGCAACAGCAGCAGCAGCCACCACAGUCACAACCAAAAGCACCACCACCAAUAGAACCAACGAAGUCCGAUUUACUGAAGCCGCUACCACCACUAACCCCCUACCACCAGGCAAAGAGGUUGACUCGAAGUCGAAGGGAAGCCAAGCCACAUCAUCCUCGAUACUCGUGCCCAGCCAUAGCCACAUCAAUCAAUUACAUAUAAAUCACUUUGAAUUCCCACCGAAAGCACAUUUGGUCUUCGACGACGACGACGACGAAGAUUCCUGCACCCUCAAGUCUUUGUCAGCUCCCUCGCUGGCCACAACAACAGCUGUAGCAUUAGCGGCGGCAAGUACUGCCUGGCCCUCGCCAUCAACAUCGACGAAGAACGAGAAUAACACUCUACCAUCCUCAUCUACCACGGGCAUUGGUGCAACAGGCUGUAGGUCGGCCAAUAACUCACCCAAAAGUAUCUACCAUUAUCAGCAUCAUCAUCAGCAGCAGCAGCAGCAACAAAAACACCACCGACAUCAUCAUCAUCAUCCCCACCACCAACAGAAAAAUCUAACUUUAUUGCAGCAGCAACAAACUCAUCAUCAACACCACAAACACCGACAUCAUCAUCAUCAUCAGCAACAACAACACUUUUCUCAAUUGCAUUACAUUGUCGCACCCCCACCACACCUAGCCGAACAGCAGCAGCAACAACAACAGCAAUCAGCAACACCUUCAGCAACAGGAGCAGGAACAGCAAUUGCAAACAGCAACAUGGGUCGUCGCGAGAUUAAGCGUUCGAACACCGGCAGCUCCACCACCAAAUCAUACGAUAGUGGCAGUGCUACUACAAAUUUUGUGGGCAAAUUCACCCAAAGUGUUCGACGCAUAGUCCAGGACGUCAAAGAUGAAGGUGCACCUAGUGGCAUGAGCCGUGAGGAAGUCAUUGAGACCAAUGAACGACUGCGUAAUUUGCGCAUACGUCUCGAGGAAUCCUACGACACAGCCAAACAGGCUCUGAUAACACUCAUGAAUAAAUAUGGCGAUUCAAAAUCACAGCGUAACAUCUUCCAACGUUAUCCCAUGUUAAAAAUAAUGAUUAAGGAUGUUAUACGAUUAGAAACACAGUACUGGGCUUUAAUCGAUAUACCUCGCCAGGAGAAACAGGAAACCGUACCCACCUAUGUGAUGAGAGCCUGUUCGAUUAUGGAGAAAACCCAGAAAUCCGGUGAGGGUGUAAAGACAUCGGCCAAACUGGCGGAGGAGGCUGCAGAGAAACGAGAACGCCUCGAACGAUUGGAAAACAUGACCACCGCACAAAUCGAGCAUGAAAACAACCAACUUAUAAACGACUUAUAUAGAUUAUUAAAGAAAUACCUAGGCCUUAGACAUCUCAUCAGAGUUCUCAAGGAGGAAUAUGGCAGCUCAAAACUCUACCCCAUCUUUCCACGCUACACCAUGCUGAAGGAUAUGAUCAAGGGUAUUAUGCACGAUCCCGAUUACAUGGAAAUAAGUAUUCCACUGGUUUUAAAUACAGCAGGACAAAGUUAAUUUCACAAAAAAAUAAAGUCACAACAGGCACCCCACGUUAAUAUCCCCAACCACAAUCCGUUUUGCACCACCAGAUCCAUUUAGGUCUUAAGGAGUUAACACUUUCCCCACAACUUGAG